Molecule: messenger RNA, 1582 nt
Organism: Argentina anserina (silverweed cinquefoil)
Lineage: Eukaryota; Viridiplantae; Streptophyta; Magnoliopsida; Rosales; Rosaceae
Exons: 6
Coding region: 122-1300 (392 amino acids)
Cellular component (GO): chloroplast
Source: RefSeq, a predicted model, not a curated record
GAAGAAAUCUCCACCUCAGAAUGAAUGAAUGAAUCUGUAAAGCCACACCCUCCUCCUCCUCCUUUGAGCAACUUUGAUCCCUUGAUUCAAUUCUCCUCCCCCCCAAAACCAAAUCUCCCUCAUGGCAAUAAUAACUGCCUCCUUGCUCCAACCCGCCCAACUCAAAUGGAACCAACCCCACCCUCUCCCCCUCCUCUCCCCUUCCCGCCUUCUCCUUCUCCCGCCAAAACCCCUCCACCUCAAAUGCUUCUUCUCCUCCUCACCGCAAUCCAAACCGGCGCAGCAGCUAACAGUCAAAGCCGCCAACCCAAUAGAGCUUUUGGCGGACAAGUUCUUAAACGCGGUAAAAGCGCUUAGCAAGCCGGCAAUGGUGGCGGUGUUAUUGGGCCUGGUGCUCAUGUCCGACCCGACCUCGGCUCUGGCCGCGUCGGGUGGUCGGGUCGGGGGGAAGUCGUUCUCGUCGCGGUCGGGUUCGGGUUCGGGUUCGAGUUCUUCGUCGUCGUCGAGGAGCUACUCGGUGCCGAGGACGUCGCGGCCGGAUUUCUCCUACUCUGCGCCGUACUACGCGCCGUCGCCGUUCGGGUUUAGCGGCGGAGGAGGCGGGUUUUUUAUGGGCCCGGCUGUGGGAGUCGGAGUCGGGGCCGGGUCGAGCUUCUUUCUGAUUUUGACGGGUUUUGCGGCGUUUGUUUUGGUUUCGGGGUUUCUUUCGGAUCGGUCUGAGGGGAGUGUGCUUACUGCUACUGAGAAAACUACUGUUAUGAAGUUGCAGGUUGGGUUGUUGGGAUUGGCGCGAGAUUUACAGAGGGAUCUUGAUCGGAUUGCUGAUACGGCAGAUACUUCUACCCCUGAGGGUUUGAGCUAUGUUGUGACAGAGACAACACUAGCUUUGCUUAGGCAUCCUGAUUAUUGUAUCUCAGGUUAUUCAUCGGUGGCUCUGAAGCGGAGCAUAGAGGAUGCAGAGAAAGGUUUCAAUCAGCUUUCUAUUGAAGAGAGGGGUAAAUUUGAUGAAGAGACACUUGUGAACGUGAACAGCAUAAGAAAGCGGAGCUCAACAAGCCAGAGAUCUAAUGGAUUCCGCAAUGAAUACAUAGUGAUAACAAUAUUGGUGGUUGCUGAAGGAGUGCAUAAGUUACCCGCCAUCAAUGGCAGUAACAACUUGAAGGAAGCAUUGCAAAAGCUUGCAUCCAUUCCCUCAAACAAAAUAUUAGCAGUAGAGGUGUUGUGGACUCCUCAGAAUGAAAAUGACACUCUGUCGGAGCGUGAACUACUUGAAGAUUACCCGCUUUUGAGGCCUUUAUGAGCUAACAUUUGGGCUUUCCUGCACUAAACCAGAAAGAGGCAUGUGUCUGAGAUGUACAGAAAUAAUAGUGAAAUACAAAGAGGUCUAUAUAUUUAGCUUAGAGUUUCACCACGUUAACUAUAAAUCUAUAAUUACCUGCGUGGAAGUACAAUUUAGCACACCUGAAACUUUCACUGUAUAACUGGCCAGAUAAAAUAUGGCCAUUUUUUUAGUGUACUGAAAGUUUGUAAUCUUGUAAACAGAGAGGUGUGAAAUAUAGUGUUGGCAAAGAUCUUUUUGAAA